AUGACCUUGUCUAUUCGAGUGGACAAGCGAGUUGGCACCAACAUCCACAACAGGAGAGAGGGGAAUGCUGCUGCGCGCGGGAAGAUUGUCAAACAAUCCAAAGAAGUCAAGCCAGUGUCGAAAAGUAAAAGGAAGAGGGCUCAGAAACACACCAAGCCUGAAGUUCUGCCUCCCAACUUCAAGACUUUGUCUGUCUUAGCACAAAGUUACCCCGAUUUCGACGACGGGCUCACUGAAGCAAAGGUUAGACGCGGAAAGGAGGUUCGAGAACAUGAGAAUGUUACACAGGGAAGAGUGAAACGACCGCUCAAUUGUUUCAUUCUAUACCGAAGUCAUUUCAAUAAGGUGACGAAGCAAGAGCUCACAAAAGCGGUAAAAGCAAAUCCCAGAGAAAAGCCAAAAGAGGGAGAUCCACACAUACCUUCUAUCAAUCCUCGAGUCUCAGAGUAUGUUGCAAGAUCAUGGAGGAAUGAAACAAAAGCUGUUAGGGCCAGAUUUGAUGCUUUGGCUGCCGAAGAUGCAGCAGAGCAUCUGCUAGCCGACCCCGACUACAAAUAUACGCCAAAGCCGAAGAAAGACAAGAAAGGCAAGAAAGGCAAGGGCAGAGCUAAAAGCCGCGAGGACAGUCCAGACUCAGAUGAUGAGGAAGACGCAGAUUUCUCUGACGGUGAUAUGGAAUCGACAUCAUCACGCCAUCAUACACCUCAGACUAUACGCUCCGACUCGAGGAAGUCUCCCCUCCCUGAGGUGACAAGACAGGAGUGGGUUGCUGUUGAACACAAUUGGGUUGCUGCUGAGCAGCGUUCAUCACCGUACCCCGACCCAAGGUACCAGAACUAUCAGCAGCCACCACCAGCGUAUCCACAACCACCCGCGUAUCAGCAACAAACACCAGCGUAUCAUUAUCAGCAUAUGGAUCAGGAACUACCAGCGUUCUCGCAGCAAUCACAAGGAUGUUAUCAACCUCCCAACCAAGGGGAGCCUCCUCUUGGGACAGUUGAUCCAAGACUGUGCCAACGGCCUGGUACAGAGGACCCGCAUCUGGGUCUGGAAUCAUCAACUCAAUACACCUCACCCCAAUACCCUCCAGCGUACGCUGUUGACAACGAAAUCGAACCAUCGGUCGGGCAAUAUGGGAUGCCAUUUGAUGAUGAAAUGGAUAGAAUGCUUAACCUUUCUCCUUCUUAA
This is a messenger RNA of Clonostachys byssicola, 1188 nucleotides long. The record is from the annotation of a GenBank genome assembly. NCBI's taxonomy places the organism in Eukaryota, Fungi, Ascomycota, Sordariomycetes, Hypocreales, Bionectriaceae.